AUAUACUAUAAUUGCCUAUAUAAAUGUUGUUAUUGCGUUUAUAACUUUAUUGAUCAUACUGUUUUCAACAUUUAAUGUAAUCAAACAAAAAAUACUUAAAUAUGGUGUUCUAUCACGGGGUUAUUACGAUUACUUUCUCCACGAUAAAGGUAAAUUUGUGACUUAAAUAACCAUUUGUUUCUAACUAAUAAUUAUUAGGAAUUUUUCUCCAUCAUUUUCAGCAGGCAUGGAAAAAACUUUCUUGUAAAUAUUUUAACUGGAAUUUCAACAUUCUUCGUCCUUUUAUUUCUUUUUGUACCGAUUUUUUUAUUUGAGAACUUUAUAAAAAUCUGCUUAAAACUUCGAUACAAAGAAAACUUUGGAGGUUUUUUAGAUUUUGAUACUUUUUUCGAACGAUUAAAAUUAACAAUAACCUACGUUUACUUCGUAGAAUCAAAAUCUUACACAGAAGUGUUUGAAAAUGUAGAAACUCAAGUUCAAAAAUUAUAUAAAUCAAACUAUAAAUUUUCGAGUAACGUUAAAAAAUGUUGUGGGUUGUAUUUUUUCGUUAAGAAUCAAGUGAAGAGUGAAAAAAUUUUAUUUACAUUUGAAAAUGAUUUUUCAAGCAGAAACGAAUUCGUUGAUUUCUUAGAAACGAAUCAUUUCGGUGAAUUUGAAAGUAAUGAAAAGUUGUGGGAGGUGCAAGUUUUUAAAAAUCCUAUAUUUUGGGAUGAAGAAACUGUUUUUCCAGUUGUAAUCAGGUAUAAUCAUUGCGUAGGUGAUGGAGUGACGUUAAUGAGUUUCCAAAGAAAAUACUUAUUAAGUAAUGUAAAUGACGCAACGUUUAGAAACGCCAUGAAAAAAUCAAAACGACCAGAAAUAAUUUUAAAUCGAAUAAAUUUACUAAAAUACAUAAAUUCUAUGAAAGUAAAAAGUAAUUAUUUGCAACCUCAAUAUGUUUCCAAACCAAAUUUAGCAACUUUUAUUGAAAAUGAACCAAAAUAUUUAAAUAUUAUUAAAAGAUUAGCUCGAAAUUUAGAGUGUAAUUUCACAAGUAUUGUGUUAUCCGCAUGUACUGCAAGUAUAUUAGACUUUUUAAAAAACAAACGUAUUUAUCCAAACAACCUACACCUGGCAAAUACUUGUAGAGAGUUUUCUGAAAACAUUAACGACGUUUUGGAUGGAAAAAUUCUCCAAAAUCAUGCGAGUUUCGAUUAUUAUAACGUUCAGACUGUCGAGGGCAAUUUUUAUUUACAAUUUAAAACGUGGUUAAAAUGUUUUAAAACUGAACGGGAUAGUGGUGAUUUUCAACUUUUAUUUUUACUGAUCAAGAUUAGUAACUAUAUUCCUCUUUAUUUUGUGAAACGCAGUUUGACGUCGUUGACAAGCAAAACAUUACUGGGUGUAACUAAUAUUCCUGGUCUAGAUUUUGGAAAAUUUGGUAAUUUACCUAUAAAGAAGAUGUUUUUCUUUGUUAAUCAUUUUGCUUAUACUAAAUUUAUUUUGUUUGUAUUAUCUUAUGGAGGAAAACUACAAGUAUCACUUAUGUCUGACGAAACCGUCGAUAUCAAUAGAAAAGAUCUACAAAGUAUUUUAGAAAAUACUUUCAAAAAAAUCGAUGAUUUAUGCGAUCUCCAUUAAAAGAAUUCAAUUAAGACAUAAUAUUCUGUUAAGAUACGAUAAUAAAAUGGUAAUUGUUCAUAUGAACAAGGCGAAACACUGGAAAAAAUAGUUAAAAUUCAAUAUAUCUCGCGAGGAACUAAAUAAGCAAUUUGUAUGAUCGUCUCGUCUCGCGAGGAAAAUUUAAUAUUAAGAAGAGAAGGGGGUACUAGCCCAAGUUAUGAAUUUAUAAUGAGUUACAGACAAGUACUCCUUAAAUAGCUGUCAAUUUAACUGUAUAGUACUAAAAUUAGAACUGUAUUGUAUGAUGGAAAAUAAUUUCUUUGAAUAUGUUAUCUUAAAUUAAAAAAAUUGUGGCGAAAAACAGGUUGUUUAGGUGAACGAACCCUUAACAUCUACUUAAAAAGUAAUUAGGGUUAAACUGAACCAUCCUCAUACGAAUUUAAUUAAGUAAAUCCCUUAAGAUUUUUGCGUCGCCAGAUGGUACUUAUUAUCCUAUUAACUUCUUUUUAGAAUCCUCCGGGCUAUUAAUACGAUUCAUUCGUGCAAUACGCGACUCACGUGCAGAUAAUGAGAGUGUCUGUUGGGGUUGUUUACACUCUGUCCCAAAGCAAUUUUUAGCGGACCCAAAAAAACGGCACGCACAUUCCAUUAUAAAUGAACUACACUCUUGAAAAUUUUCGCUUCCCAAUUUCGCCUAAUUUCCCGUCGCGUCGCUACGAAAAUUGUGGGUGCUUGUUGACCGUCGCGACGCUGCCGGAAUCCGUAAUUGGGGUGAAGAAAACGAAGGGGGUCUUAGAUACCCUCUAUUGAUGCGAUUCCGCCACGACGACGUUCGUAAACAUCACGGCGAAUAAAACGGGGGUGGGUCGGUAUGUUUUGUCACCACAACGAUAGCAAAAGCAAAGACGUGGGCGAAUUCAAAGAUGAAAGAGAGGAGCUGGAUGACGAAUGGAUGUGCUGGAGUAAAAUUUAUUUAAGAAACUCAUUGUUUGAGUAUGUCGAGAUGAAAUUUAAUAGGCUUAAAAUUUACGAUAAACAAAGUGUGUCGGAAUGAACACAAAAUGCGGCGCCGAUAUGUAUGUUUUGGUAACCGCUUUAUACCUUUUUAGACUAUAAAUGGUGCGAAAAUGAAUCUUAAACCGGUUGUGGUUCGUGCGGUUCUUGUCGAUCGCGGAGAAGAUUAAUCUGGGUGCCGAAAGUGAGUCACCACGUACACCUUUCGUCGUUGUACAAUAAGUCAUGCAUAAUUCAAUCAUGAAAAGUAUAUUUGUAGCGUUUACAACAUCCCUUGGAAUAAUGAAUUUGCCCCGGGAUUUCGUGCAAUACAAACUCGCCAUACAGUUUAGCAAGUUCCUCUCUCGGGCAAUGUUAAUUCACCUGGUUGUUCAUCACGUCGUUUCCGCUUUGCCAUUUAAUACACCGCUUCUGCAACGGCAUCCGCUCACUUUUGUCUUAAUUUCAUCUCCAAGCAAUUUUCGCGUUAAUUUUAUUAACAUAUUACAGGAAAUAUCCCCAACACGUUUCCUUUGUACUCAAAACAAAGCGAUUAUAAACGAAAAAUCCUUUAUUUUUAGAUACAUUUUACGUUCGAAUUCUUUUUUUAGAGGAGGGUGUAGUUUGUAAAAAUCACAAUAGAAAGAUUUAUGAUGAAAAAAAAAUAUUUUCUUUUUGGCUCGUGCUUAAUAUGGAAGCCGCGUAUACUUUAUCCCGACUCAAAUUUACAUAAUAACCAAGAUUAACGUUGCAAAUUUCGUCCUCUCAGUUCGUUUGGUUUCGAUGCAUCGUUGUCGGCUAAUCCUUGAGAUGUUAAUUGAAUGGGUUACUCGGUAUUCGAUGUUAUCGAGACUUUAUCAUUCGUUGGAAUCGACUGAAAAUUGUUUUCUUCUUCGCGAAACGAACAUUUGCGCGCUAUCGGUUUUAUCUACCGUGAACAUCCAUUACAACCAGAGACAAGAUAAACGGAAUAAAAACAACUUUGUACCGAAGACGUGAUCGAACUUGGAGUUCUCGUAUCCGAGAUGAUUGUGGUGUCUAUCACUUCGGAGUUGAGUUAACCGUGAUGUUAUCCAAUAAAUAAAAUCAGCUUAUGUAAUCAUUUUAAAUAACUUUUUAUGUAUGCCACACUUUUAAAAUUGAUUUUACAGGUUGUUAGAAAACCACAACGAUUUAAUCGCAUUAAACGUUCCAGUAAUUAGAAAUUCGGAGGUUGAAAAAAAAAACGAUUUAGAGUGGUGGUGAGAGAGAAAAUGGAAUAAAAUUUCGAACCGCCAUCUGGCUCAUUCGACAUCAUUAAGCCCUAAAGAACCUAACUGAAAAUUUAAAUUUAAUUCGCCGAGUGGCGGUCGUUGACUUGGAAAAAUAACAAAAAAAAGAAAAUAUAAUGAAAAGAAAAUUAUUCCAACCACGGUAUUUUCGUGAUUUAUCGUUAAUAUAAUUUGGUACGUUAUCGACAUCACAUUUCCAUUUUAACGAACCAAAUUUAUACAUGGUAGAGGUUCGGAUUAAAACAAACCGAAACGGUAUCGGAUAUUUCCUAGAAUUAAUACACCCCAAAAGCAAAUUAAAGCUGCCGCAUCCAUUGUGAUAGUUACAUUUCAACCUGAUUUACAUUAAACUGAAAUAGAUGUGAUGACGUGGUUCGUUACGGGAUUUAUUUAUGAUACGCGUAAAUUUAACCCCUUCCUUGAGGCGUGGUUUUUAGAAUUGGAUUGUAUAAGAGAAACGUUCCGAUUUUGUACUUGCAAAUUCUUCCAGUAUGUUAAGAAAGUGGUAUUGGUAUUCACGAAUGGCAUAAAUAAACAUAUAAAUUGUUACAUUUAAAACUUAAUCAAAUAAACCGCUUUGAA
Molecule: messenger RNA, 4448 nt
Organism: Onthophagus taurus
Lineage: Eukaryota; Metazoa; Arthropoda; Insecta; Coleoptera; Scarabaeidae
Source: RefSeq, a predicted model, not a curated record